Messenger RNA from Doryrhamphus excisus (bluestripe pipefish), 3601 nucleotides. RefSeq names its product SH3 and cysteine-rich domain-containing protein 2-like. Gene Ontology annotation, molecular function: protein binding. Gene Ontology annotation, biological process: positive regulation of protein localization to plasma membrane; positive regulation of voltage-gated calcium channel activity; skeletal muscle contraction. NCBI's taxonomy places the organism in Eukaryota, Metazoa, Chordata, Actinopteri, Syngnathiformes, Syngnathidae. The record is from RefSeq and is a predicted model, not a curated record.
CAGAAAAUGCACCGAAUACCAUGCAUUCAUAUUCCAGCUAUACUAUCUGUUGUCUUCCUGCUAAAAAUAUGCCACUUUUUGUGUUUAUGCUUCUAUAUUCUUAUAUUCAGUACUUGCUAAUAAUAAUUUCAAUUGCAUUUUUGACAUUCUUCUUCCAGGAGUGCUCCAAAUGUAGCAAAUUAUGAGGGCAUCAUCUCCCACUUCAGGUCACUCCACACAAUUGAAUAGGAUUUUAAGGGCACAAUGUACAUGCUAAUUCAUGCUAAUUUCAAUGACUUGAUUUUUAAAAUCUUCGCUAUAUUUUUAAAUUGGUCGUGUACAUUUUAAAAUAUUUGUCAUGUGUUGGGAUUGUAAUUAUAAUCAACAAAAUUGCUAACUCAUUAAAUGAGUGGAAUAUUUAAAGUAAGAAGUAUUAGCGUCAGUACUCGUAUUGUGGCAAUACUGGGCCGGAUCGAUCCAAACAUUUCCAGUAUAGCCCCGCCCACCCCAGCAUUUGGUCCUCGUGCGUGCGUAAAUGUGCGUCGCCGUGGCACAGUAGUAAGCCUGACGUCCAAUCACGCGUCCCACAGGCACGAGUGGGCGUGCCUCAGACGCACGAGCACUGAUUUACUCUUGCAUUGUGGCAGAAAGGGCGGGCAGUCCUCCUUUCGGUCGCCACCGUAGAAGAAGAAGAAGAAUAAUAAGAAGAAGUCAGCGUUAAUUGGGGGUUUAGCUGACGUAAGAAGUGGUGUUUUUACGUCAUUGGUGAGCGGAAUUCAACUGCGGCGUGUUCCACUUUGUCCGCCGUCUUCAUGGCUCAACGUGGACCUUCCCGGACUUGCAGCUAACCAAGACUUCAAUUUUUUAAUUUCCUCUUUUUUUUCUUCUUCUGCUGCUUCCUAUGAACUUGGCUGCCCAAGAUGACUGAGAUCAAUGAGAUGGAGAUCGACUCCCAGCUGAGGCUACACACCCAACCACUGCCAUCCAAGCUCCAGAGGCUGAAGCGCUCGCUGUCCUUCAUGCGCAGUAAGAGCGUGGAGAACUUCUUCCAAAGGUCCUACAGCGACGCCCGCCUCCCGCCGGACUUCAUCACGGACCCGCCGCCUCCCUCGCCGCCGCCGCUGCAGCUGAUGCCGGGCUCUCCACUGGUGGGGGGCGAGGAGCGCUCGCCGUCCCGUUCUCCGUCCGUCAGCCCCAACCCUUCCAUCUCGUCCCACUCCCCGUCUCUCAGCUUGUCCCCAUCUCUGUCCUCCAAGCCCGCCCAGGCCCAGAUCACACACUGCUUCCAGGACCACGUUUUUCGCAAGCCCACCAACUGCCAGCUCUGCAAGAACAUGAUCGUAGGAAACUCCAAACAAGCUCUGCGAUGCAAAACGUGCAAGUUGGCGGCUCACCUGUGGUGCACCUCGGAACUUUCACAGCAGCCGUGUUAUGGAAAGUCUGGCGCCUUCAAGCGAAACUUCAGCUCGCCCAUGCUGGUCUCGGACCAACUGGCCGUCGUCAAGGAAGUGCAGCCGAGUCAAGAGGCGGUGCGGGGACGCGUGGAUCCCGUGUACGCCGCCUUACGUUACGGGACGUCGCUGGCGCAGAUGAGCCGCUCCAGUUUCGGCAGCAUGUCGGAGUCGCCGACUCGAAGCCUGGGUGAAGCAGGUGAGGAGGGGCAGGUGAGACAGUGCAGCAUGGAGGAGGAGAUCCCUCAGGAAACGGCAGCUGCAGAUAUGGCUGCCCAGGACGCUGAGUUGGACAAGGAGGAAGAAGAUAGCCAAACCGAAACACCCGCCGAGGUGACCCCCAAACGCAUCGAGGUGCACUCCAUCCACACCUACGUGGCGCUCUACAGGUUUUUGCCUCAGGAACACAACGACCUGGAACUCCAUCCGGGUGAUCGAGUGCAGGUCACUGACGACUCCAACGAGGAGUGGUGGAAGGGCAAGAGCGGCGACAGGGUGGGUUUCUUCCCCGCCAACUUCGUGCAGCGGGUCCGCCCGGGAGAGCGAGUGUGGCGCGUCAUUCAGGGAACAUCCGGCAUCCGCGAGAGAGGACACAUGGCCGUAAAGGAAGCACAGAUCUGCGUGGGCAAGCGAGAAGACGGCGAGAUGUUUGUGAAGCUCAGCAGCGGCAAGAAGAGAGGCCUCGUCCCGGCCGAAUCCAUCGAGGAGAUCUAAGCGUCCCGCGACACAGGCGCAUUCUGAAACUUUGAGCCAUCGUCAUCACCGACUCAGAAGAACUGGACCCAUCUUUGUUGUCUCCUCCUGAUGACGAAGGAGAUAAAGAGUCUCCUCACUGUAAGUCUUGAACUUCUUGGACUCCCCAAAAGCGGCUGGAGGAGUGGACUAAGACUGGAUGUUUACAUUUGGGCUAACAGUUGCCGCUUUAGUUUUAGUCUCCGUCCACCUUGUGUGGGAGGAAUCCGUCAUCUUUCUACACACUUGCUACGUCUCAUCCAGCAUAUCUGUCACGUUAGCAUGUUACCUUAGCAUCAGAAUCAGCAGAAAACACACAAGAAUAUUUGACUUGUGCUCUUAAAUACAUUUACAACCAAGCAAAAUCCAAAAAUGUGAGUAGUGAAUAGCUAGCUAGCUCAGCUUAUGUUUGACCCUAAAAGGCCACCGUACAUCGUACAUAAUCGUAAUGUGUUUUCUAACUGUCACCACUGAUUUGUGUCAAAUCUAUGUUGCGGUAUCGGAAUAAAAGUGCAUAAAAUUUCUCAGGGUUAGAAGCUAAAUCUUAAAAUAAAUGCUACUAAAAUUUCUUCUAAUGCCUACUGUCGCCUGUUGGUAGCGGUCGGGAAUAUCCGAAAGGGAAUUUUAUGCAAUUUUGUGUCGUGUUGUCACUGAGAGGACGGCUGCAAUUAUUAUUUAUAAAAAUCAAUCAGUGAGUCUGCAGCAGAAGACGGUAAAAAAAAAAACACAACCUUGAUGCUUUUGUUGCUGCGCGUGUUAAUAAUAGAGAAUUAAUGCGACUUUUACUCUGCAUAAUUGCUUGUCUCUUGUCGGAGAGUCUAAUUAAAAUGCAAAGUCAUGAUAGAAAUGGGCUUUGAAUGAAGCAGCUUGACGUCACGGAAUCACAGCAGGUGUAUGAAAGCAUCAGGCACGGGCUUUGCCUCCUAUUGGGAGUGAUUACAAAGGACAGACAUAUUUUGGCACGGGACCAAGACGGCGACGGCAAGUGACGUGUGUGUUGAACCAUCACGGUCAGGUCAGUGUGUGUGUGUGUGUGUGUGUGUGUGUGUGGACCCGUGUGGCAUGACUCAUCAUUGAUCCAAAGUCCUGUCCCGCUUCCUGCUUGACUUCCUCCCUCAUCCUUUUUCCUAUUGAUGUGACUCGACGGUGGAGCCAUGCGACUUUCAUGUGUGCGGAACGUCGGCUCAGUCACGCAGAGUGACGCCUCCGCUCAAAGCAAAGAUCCUUUCAUCCAUAGCCGUAGCUUAGCUUUCAGCAGUUGUUCUGUGGCGAGGCCCCGCCCUUUUCUCUCGUUGUUGUAGUCCAGUGAUGAGACGACAAUGUUCGGUCUUUGUUUUUGGCGUAGGUAACACUUUGGUUUCAUAGUAGCAUCUCGCCUUCGGAAGCCAUGUUUGCGACAUGUACUGUAUGUUUUUAUGGCACACUUCAAUAAAACAUCU